Molecule: messenger RNA, 3787 nt
Organism: Xiphophorus hellerii (green swordtail)
Lineage: Eukaryota; Metazoa; Chordata; Actinopteri; Cyprinodontiformes; Poeciliidae
Product: leucine-rich repeat and fibronectin type III domain-containing protein 1-like protein
Exons: 12
Coding region: 1014-3053 (679 amino acids)
Molecular function (GO): protein binding
Source: RefSeq, a predicted model, not a curated record
GCGCUGUGGCUGACUGCAGAUCAGUCCUCAUCUCCCGCGGAGGAGCUGGUCCCUCCUCCCGGACAGAUGGAGCUGAAUGGGUGUGUCCUUCCCUCCGCCGCCCGCAGCCGCCUCCAUCCGGCGGGAACAGCGCAGGAUUCCAGGCUCAGAUUCUAACUUUGGAUGUCCGUGGAAAAGCCCGCGUGGGAGGAAGGCUGGAUAUUACUGCGUGGAUGGUGGAGUGAUGGGAGUGUGACGCCGCGGAGCUCGGAGCCGGAUCAUCCCGGGCUGUGACGGCGCGGCGGCUCCGCCGAGCCGGGGCUGCGUCUCUGGCUGCGGGGGAAAGUUGCUGCAGCUUCGCUGCAUCAGCUGCAGCCACUGCAGCGCGGAGCGGAGCGGAUUAACGGGACUGGAUCCGAAAAGCUGCGGAGCGGGGAGCCGGACACCGCCCGAACCGGAGGAGCCGCUUCCCGUCCCUGUGGAGCAGCGCGCACCGAGCCAGGACCGAAGUCCUGCGGAGCUCCAGAACCUGGUUCUGGUUCUGGGUUUGUCUUCACAGCGGGCCGGUGGGUCUGCAGGGAGACCCGGGCAGCGGAGAGCGGCUCGGCUCAAGGACACUCCCCGGGAUUCAGCUGCUGGAGCCCGGCUCCACCGCCGUGGAUCUGUCCUCGGGGACUCGGCGUUUCCACGCGUGGAGGAGGGCGGGGGGGGUGGCCUAACUGGGAAGAGCCGUUUGGAAUUUUCCACGCAUUCUUUUGUCCGUGGAUCAGUGGGAAUGCCUUCCUCUGACCUGAACAGCUGCACCUGAUCUCCGAGGUUCCUUUCUUAGCAGUGCACGUCACACACGCACGCGCUUCUGCCUUUUCAUUCCUAGAACAUCAGCCGAGGAAUCUGUCCUCUGUGGACGUGGACGUGGAAGUGGGGGGAGAGGGGGGAGUUGGAAAAGCUUCUGAUCUGCGGGGGCGCCGGCUUGUCAUUCAACUCUCAUCAGUUCAUCCGGGAGGAAAAGGAGGAGGAAGAGGAGCUGGACAUCCAUGACGGUGUCCAGGUGUCCAGGUCCGCUCGUCUUCCUGUUGGAGCCCUGCAGCAGGAAGGUGACAGGAAUCUCAAACCACUUUAGACAGACUUCCUGCCGACUUCCUGCCGACUUCCUGCUGACUUCCUGCUUCCCACCAAGCCUCAGGCGGACAGACACCAUGGACGUCCUCUGGCUCGUCCUCCUGUCCUGCCUCCCGUCCUGCCUCUGCGACAUGCUCUGUCCGAAGCGCUGCACCUGCCAGAACCUGCUGCCGUCCUACACGGUGCUGUGCGCCAAGACGGGCCUGCUCUUCGUCCCGCCAAACAUCGACCGGCAGACGGCCGAGCUCCGGCUGAUGGACAACUUCAUCACCACGCUGAGACACCGAGACUUCGCCAACAUGACCAGCCUGAUCCACCUGACCCUGAGCCGGAACACCAUCAGCCAGAUCAGACCUUACACCUUCGCCGACCUGCAGGACCUCCACGCCCUCCACCUGGACGCCAACCGCCUCACGGUCCUGGACGACUCGCACUUCCAGGGGCUGGUGAACCUGAGGCACCUGAUCCUGGCCAACAACCAGCUGCACAGCAUCUCAGAGGGGGCCUUCCAGGACUUCCUGGAGACGCUGGAGGACCUGGACCUGAGCUACAACAACCUGGUGGACAUCCCCUGGGACACGGUGUCCCUGCUGGUGAGCGUCAACACGCUGAGCCUGGACCACAACCUGAUCGAGAGCGUCCCCGAGGGAAUCUUCUCCAACCUGCACAAACUGGCCAGGCUGGACAUGACGUCCAACAAGCUGAAGAAAAUCCCCCCGGACCCGCUCUUCCUGCGGAUCCCGGUCUACGCCAAGAUGAAGGGCUCUCCGCUCACGGCGCUGGUGCUGAGCUUCGGGGGAAACCCGCUCCACUGCAACUGUGAGCUGGUGUGGCUGCGGCGGCUGACCCGCGAGGACGACCUGGAGACCUGCGCGUCCCCCAGAGACCUGGCCGGGAAAUACUUCUGGACCAUCAGAGAGGAGGAGUUUGUCUGUGAGCCGCCCAUGAUAACGCGCCACACCUCCAAGAUGUUUGUGAUGGAGGGUCAGGAGGUCAGCCUGCGCUGUAAGUCCAUCGGGGAUCCGGAGCCGUCCACGCACUGGGUCAGCCCGGACGGGAAGCUGAUCGGGAACACGUCCAGAACCGUCUGCUACGAGAACGGGUCGCUGGACAUCCUGAAGGCGUCCGUCAAGGAUUCUGGGAAAUUUACGUGCAUCGCGUCCAACGCAGCCGGCGAGGCCACCGCUCCCGUCGAACUGGUCGUCAACGCCUCGCCACACUUUGGGCCCAAACUGGAGCCGGACCCGGGGCCCUCAGACAUCCCCACAUCCAUCAAAUCCAACGUGAGCGGGGGCCAGCCCAGGGCCGACCCGCAGCGGGUCAGCGUGUCGGACCUGACCUCCAGCUCCGCCGUCAUCCGCUGGCCACCACAGAACCACAUCCCAGGGGUCCGCAUGUACCAGAUCCAGUACAACAGCUCCACCGACGACAUUCUGAUCUACAGGAUGAUCCCGGCCAAUCACAAGUACUUCCUGCUGAGCGACCUGGCGGCGGCGCGGGACUACGAGCUUUGCGUCCUGGCGGUCUACGACGACGGCGUCACCACGCUGACCGGAACCAAGAUGGUGGGCUGCGUCUCCUUCACCACCGACUCAGAGUAUGGCCGCUGCCACUCCAUCCGGGACCAGUUCCUGGGCGGCACCAUGAUCAUCAUCAUCGGCGGGAUCAUCGUGGCGUCUGUGCUCGUCUUCAUCUUCAUCCUGCUGAUGAAGUACAAGCUCCAUAGCAACCACUACAAGCAGAAAGCCGCGGCGCGUCACGCCAACGUCUGCUCCCAGACCAACGGAGGCGGAGGGGGCGGAGCCAGCGGCGUCUUGGCGCUGCCUCCGUCCGCCGCAGGGGGUGCAGGCGCUAAUAAAAGCUGCGCGCCGGCAGCAGAGGGAGGAGCUUCUCUCAGAGGGACGACCGUGGUGGACCUGAACCCAAGUCUUGACGAGGACGCCGCGUCCCAAUAACAGGAAGCCGGACGCUCAGCGCCGACUCCCCUUCCUGUUUGUUUCACUGCGUUUCUUUUUCUGCUCCGUCCUGGAGUCAAACUGGACUUCCUGUGAGGAGCAGCGGCACUCGGCGGUGUUCUGGCUAUGAUGAAGGGAACUGGGACCGCCUCUGGUCCAGAUCCGGUCCGGGUCUCAGCCUGCUGAUGUUCUGGACCCGGUGAGGUUCUGGCAGAACUCCGGGUCGGUCCAACCAGGAAGUUGUGGUGCCGCUGCUCCUCUCCUCAUUAUACGGUCACAUGAUAAGGAUUACUGUGGGAGCAGCGCCUCCUGCUGGACACCUUGGCCUGAGAAACAAGCGAUGGGAGGACGACCUCUGACCUCCAGACGUUUCUUCAUCCCUCCUCCCUCUCUCUGUUUUAGGGACAAACGGUUUGCGUCCGUGAUGGACGCUGCUCUGUGUGGGACAUAAAAACUGAGCAGCGCCUGAAACGCCGGCGGACUGAACCGACGGCGAAUGUAUGAAGUGGUUUUAGAAGAUGGCCGCAGAUGUUGCGUUGUCUCCUCCCUCCCCUGUUGCUGUCUGACAGUGUCUGUGUUUGUAUGUGACAUCCACCUAACAGUCUUCAGAAUUUACUUUAACCAUAACGAAACAAAAGGAGAAAAACAACUGCAACGUGAAAUGGGAAUUUUAUGCUUUCAUAGACACAAAUAUGUGGAUUUAUAAUGAAAUAAAAAGUAUUUUUCUUGGAAAA